UAAAAGAAAAAAAAGAAAAAAAAACCGGAACUAAAAGCGCUUUACACUGAGGAAGGGAGAGAGAGUUUGUAGAGAGAGAGAGAGAAUGGAAAAGGAACAAGCGACGCCGCUGCCGUCGUCGUCGGGGCUAUACGGAAGAGGAGGACAGAGAGGCGGCGGCGGAAAGUUCAGGAAACCACCGAUUCGGAGGCCUCCGGCGACUCCCUACGACCGUCCGCUGCCCAAUCAAUCCCAAGUCGCCGCCCAGCGCCCCGACGGCGGCUGGUUGUCCAAGCUCGUCGAUCCCGCCUACCGCCUCAUCUCCGACGGCGCCACCAGAAUCUUUCCUUCCUUCUUCUCCAAAUCACCUCUCGCCACCCCCUCAAUCUCCCAAAAUCACGAUAAUGAGGACAUAGAGGUAAAAGAAACAGCCUACGAUGAUGAUCAAGGAUGCACUUCAAAUUAUGAAGUAUUCGAAUCUACUGGAGGAAUAAAUCCCAGGAAAGGAGCAGACAAAUUGAAAGGCAGUUCUGACUUUGAUCAACUUGGACCAGACAAAAUAAACAACUUACUUGAUGGUCCCGACUUUUCGAAAAUUGAGCAGCUGGUGAAAGGAAGAAGGUUUUCCAGGGAUGAGAUCAAUCAUUUGACAGAGAUAUUAAAUUCAAGGGUGGCUGAUCUUUCCAAGGUUGAUCCAGAGGACAAGAAACCAAACAUGGCCACUAGAAGAGAAGGUGAAGAGGCUGUAAUGGCCCGUGAAAACCCAAGAACAUCUGCUGAAGAUAAGCAUGAUGUAUUGAAUACAGCUGCACCGGGAACCUCAAUGCCUUUGCUUCAAUCAGCUAAAUAUUAUGAAAUUUUGAAGGUCAAAGAAGAAAUUGGUGCUUCACCUGUUGAUAUUGCAAGAGCUUAUAUGGGCAGUCGAGUAUCAGAAGUUGGUGCUGAUUUUAAGAGGAUAAUAUCCAAAGAUGAAAGAGAUGUACUACACGCUGAUGGAUUUGCAUCUGAGCCAUUAAUUCCAUCACCUUCAGCUAAGUCAUCUGUGUGUUGGCCAGGUGCCAUGGUACAAGAUCAGCAUGGUUAUUCAACCCCGCAAAGCAUAAAUAGCAGUAGCAGAUACAGGCUUCAUAACUUUCCACGAACUCCAUAUUCCAGAACUAUAUAUUCGAUGUCCAAGUCCAAGCUGACUCAUUCGCAAGCUGAUAAGAAUAGGUACUUGUACAUAUCGUCAAGUCCCCGGCAGCAACCUCAAACUCCUCUCUAUGAACAGUCAAAGGAUGAAGUACGUAAUGACAGGAAUGGAUCAGUGGGACCCAUUCGUCGUUUACGGCAUAAGUUUACGUCAGAAGCUCCACCCAGAGGAUCUGUGUCUUUUCGUUUAUCUCAAAACGGUCCUCCACAUGCGGAAAAUUCCAGUGCUUCUAAAGGAUUCUUGCCUUCUAUAAAGAGGAAUUUGGAAGCAGGAACAAGCACCACUACAGAGUUCCAGUCCGUAGACAACAUGAAAAACAAUUCCGAAGUCGGAAUCCCAACUCUUCAGACAACGAAUCCUGCUGUUAGAGCAAUAUUGGAGCACCUUGAUAGAAACACACCCACACCUAGAGAGAAGUCAGCUGAGUUGCAGCUAGCGACUGCAUGCAAGAAAUCUCCGUCUUCGGAAGUAGCUAAUGCAAUGCCUAAAGAACGUACCAGCUUGCCACAUUUUGAAGGGUUUAAUUUUCAUAAGAACACAAGUCUUGUCAACAAGGAAUCUUCUGCUCAAGAAAGAAAUAGAGGCAACUCAAACUAUCAAGUAAAACCUCAGGAGAGAAGUACUAGUGAAGCUACUGAUGUUGUGAAUAAAGGUAUCGAAGCUUUAAGUUCUGUCAACGAAACUCAUGAUUCUCAAAUCAAGGGCACACUUGAGACGGCUUCCCUGGGGUUCCCUGACAGCAGACAGAAAGGCUUGAACGAGCUUCGGCCUCAAAUUAGAGGACAGGGCAUUGCAAAUAUGGCUCCAACCUAUGCCGGCUCUGAGUCACUAAAAAAGCCUCCAUUCCACCCUACAGGGACGAAGCCAAUUUUGGCUUCUAUUUUUGUCGACAAGCCAAACCUGAGACGGACCGGUUUUUCAGAUAAUGGCUCUGGAUUCACGUUCCCUGUUUCCGCGUCUUCUGGUGUACUCUCUGAGCCACCAACACCGUCUAUCAUGCCAUCUACUUCAGCCAGUGGGCUGCCUCAACUGAAGGACGGGCCAGCAAUUCCAUCUUACACUUUUGGCACAAAGAGGUCUACCCCGGCCCUCGUUUUUUCCCUUCUACAAGCAAUGCCUCGAUGCAAGAUGAUGCGUCAAAUAUUAAGUUCAGCUUUGGAUCAGACAAGAGUCGGAUAUCUUUGAGGUCAGUAGGAAAAGAUGCCAUUUGCUUUUAACCGUAACAACAAUAGCAUGCUUAAUUCCAUCUUCCUUUUUUUUUUUUUUUUCAUGAAUUUGUGGGAUUAUGACUGAAUAAGUUGUGUUUCAUGCUGUUGCCCCAUUCUUAGGAAAUUUAUUUUUAUUUUUUUGGAACAAAAUUCUUAGAAACCUGACUCAUGUUUGAUGAACUAUAGAACCCUUUUAAUGAUAGCAUUAGAGAUUAAUGAGUUUGUCAAUUAUUGAAUGUUGAUUGUCACUCCCUCAAUUUCAAA
Messenger RNA from Camellia sinensis, 2643 nucleotides. RefSeq names its product nucleoporin-like protein. NCBI's taxonomy places the organism in Eukaryota, Viridiplantae, Streptophyta, Magnoliopsida, Ericales, Theaceae. Gene Ontology annotation, cellular component: nuclear envelope. The record is from RefSeq and is a predicted model, not a curated record. Gene Ontology annotation, biological process: nuclear membrane organization.